Electrophorus electricus (electric eel) is the source of this 630-nucleotide messenger RNA. RefSeq names its product putative methyltransferase YdaC. NCBI's taxonomy places the organism in Eukaryota, Metazoa, Chordata, Actinopteri, Gymnotiformes, Gymnotidae. Gene Ontology annotation, molecular function: sterol 24-C-methyltransferase activity. The record is from RefSeq and is a predicted model, not a curated record. Gene Ontology annotation, biological process: sterol biosynthetic process. Gene Ontology annotation, cellular component: endoplasmic reticulum.
AUGAUAAGAAGCUAGAUUGUUCAGCAACUAGCUCGACUCACCCAGUCCAUUUCUGGGUGGCUGGCCACCGAGUUCUUCAAAUGGUGCAACCAGCCUCUGGAGGAGAACACGGUGAAGCUGUGAAAUAUCCAGCCUGAUAACGUUGUGUUGGAAGUGGGGCAUGGGCCAGGCUGGGGCCUGCUAGCUGCAGACUAGCUCCAUGGCCAUGAGGGCAAGCUGCUUGGAGUAGACUACUCUGAGUACAUGCACAGGAUGUCCAGGAAGAGGAUGCAGGAACAGAUAACCCAGGGAAAAGUAAUUCUAUAUCACUGUAAUGUGGCAGCAAUGCCUAUAGAAAACAACACUAUGGAUAAGGUAUUCCACUGCAACUCCUACUACUUCUGCCCUGACUUGAAAACUGGAACCUCAGAGAUACACAGAGUGAUGAAACCAGGUGGGCUUAGGGUUACAACCCUUAGACAAACAUCUAUUGCUUUAUAUGCAUCGCUGAAAAUAAUACUUGGAGAAAACUGGCAUCCAGAGGCCUAUAUGGAGGCGCUGUGGUCCUCUGGGUUCACAGACAUCAGAAUGCAGAAUAUAACAGGGGACCGAUUCAUCUUUCAGGCAAUUUUUGCUACUGCUUCAAAGUGA